AAGUGGAGAUCGCUGACGGAUAUCUUAUCUCAAGGUUAAAAAUCGCCGUGGACUCAGUUUUUCAUCCCCUUAGUGAUAUCGUACGCAGAGGCCUUCCAAUAAUGCAGUGGUAACGGUCGAAGCUACUAUUGUAUAACGGCUGAGAUAAAUUGAACACAUUCCAUCAUCACAAAGGAAUGGCCGAGGUCAAGAACAAGCCAAAGUAUCAAGUUAUCGACGGACUUAUCAUGAACGCUAGUGUUUCCUCUAAAUGCUUACGAGGUGCUAUUCAAUAUAAACCACGAGAUGAUGACAUAUUUAUCGUGACUUUUCCGAAAUGUGGAACCACUUGGGCACAGCAUAUUGUCCACAAUAUUCUUAACAAAGGUGAAACGUUCAGGAGUUACGAGGAAAUCAAAGUACGUUCUCCUUUUUUGGAGAUGUCAGGGCCUAAAAUUGCAGAAGUCAUGCCCCGUCCUGGAUCCAUCAAAACACAUCUGCCAUUUAAUCUGUGUCCUUAUUCACCUAGUGCCAAAUACAUAUACAUAGCUAGAAAUCCUAGAGACUGUUGCGUGUCUUAUUAUCACCACACGAAAAUGCUUCCAGAAUACCAUUUCGAGAAUGGGAAUUUCGACGACUUCUUCGAGAUAUUCAUUGAUGGUGAAACUGACUGGGGCGAUUACUUUGACCAUCUUAUUUCCUGGUACGAACACAGGAACGACCCCAACGUCUGUCUUCUAACAUACGAAGAAAUGAAAAACGACACAAGAGCUGCUAUUCUGAAGAUUGCUAGGUUUCUGGGUCCACAGUAUGCAGAGAUGUUGGAGAAUGAUGAUAAGUUGAUGUUGAAAAUCCUUGAUCAGACAAGUGUAAGUUAUAUGAAGCGUUUUAACAAAGAAAUGAAGCAUUUCUACACAAGCGGUAAUAAAGAUACAUGCCACGGCCAAGAAAUGCCAGAAGGACUAAAACAUGUAAGAGAAUAUUACGAAAAACAUAAUUUGAAUAUGCCUUUUGAGGUUGAAUUUGUACGAAAAGGGUCCACUGGUGAUUGGAAAAAUUAUUUCUCUCCUGACCAGUCAAAGCGACUGAUAGAAAAGUUUGACGCGAAAACCAAAGACACUGACAUACCUAAACUUUGGGAAAAUUUGUUUUAAAACAAGAAUCUAUCAAAUUUAAGUUGUACCCUUGCAAAUUUUAAUUUAAUCAAAAUUUAAUUUCGUCCAUAUGAAAAAUUUUAUUAUUAAGAUAUUUUGAUUACGAUAUCAUAA
Messenger RNA from Limulus polyphemus (Atlantic horseshoe crab), 1247 nucleotides. RefSeq names its product amine sulfotransferase-like. Gene Ontology annotation, cellular component: cytoplasm. Gene Ontology annotation, biological process: sulfation. Bases 177 to 1133 code for a protein of 318 amino acids. The transcript is spliced from 2 exons. The record is from RefSeq and is a predicted model, not a curated record. Lineage: Eukaryota; Metazoa; Arthropoda; Merostomata; Xiphosura; Limulidae. Gene Ontology annotation, molecular function: sulfotransferase activity.